Heteronotia binoei (common prickly gecko) is the source of this 2577-nucleotide messenger RNA. RefSeq names its product kelch domain containing 4 (gene KLHDC4). The record is from RefSeq and is a predicted model, not a curated record. Gene Ontology annotation, molecular function: protein binding. Lineage: Eukaryota; Metazoa; Chordata; Lepidosauria; Squamata; Gekkonidae.
CCUUGCGCGCCGCCACGUGGGCUCGGCCUGCCGCGAUGGGGAAGAAGAGCAAGCGGGAGAAGAAGGGCAAAGGGGCCGAGAAGACGGCCGCCAAGAUGGAGAGGAAGGUCUCCAAGCGCGCCAGGAAAGAGGAGGAGGAUCUUGAAGCUCUCAUUGCUGAGUUCCAAACCCUGGAUGCUAAAAAGACGCAGGUGGUAGAGACCAGCUGCCCGCCACCUUCGCCCAGACUCAACGCAUCUUUGUCUGCACAUCCCGAGAAAGAUGAGCUAAUUCUGUUUGGAGGUGAAUAUUUCAAUGGCCAAAAAACCUUCAUCUACAACGAGCUCUUCGUUUACAACAUUCGGAAGAACGGCUGGGCAAAAAUCGACAUCCCGAACCCGCCUCCUCGGCGCUGUGGGCAUCAGGCUGUGAUGGUCGCUCAGGGAGGUGGGCAACUCUGGGUGUUUGGUGGUGAGUUCGCUUCCCCGGAUGGGGAGCAGUUCUACCACUACAAAGACCUUUGGGUCCUCCAUUUGGCCAGCAAGACGUGGGAACAGAUCAAGGCCACCGGGGGACCUUCUGGCCGCAGCGGACAUCGCAUGGCGGUGUGCAAGAGGCAGCUGAUGGUGUUUGGAGGGUUCCACGAAAGCGCCAGAGAUUACAUCUACUACAAUGACGCUUAUACCUUUAAUCUGGACACCUUCACGUGGGUCAAGCUGGCUCCUUCGGGGAUGGCACCGUCACGGUCCGGCUGCCAGCUGGCCGCCACUCCUGAAGGCAACGUUCUCCUCUACGGAGGCUACUCCAAACAGAGAAUUAAAAAAGAUGUCGACAAAGGCACUCUCCAUACGGACACGUUCCUGUUGAAGGCCGAAGGCUCAGACAAAUGGACGUGGACUCGACUUACCCCUUGUGGCGUGAAGCCUCCACCCCGGUCUGGCUUCUCGGUGGCUCUGGGCCCCAACAACCGUUCCCUUCUCUUCGGUGGCGUCCACGAUGAGGAAGAGGAGGAGCGUCUCGAGGGCGAUUUCUUCAACGAUAUGUAUUUCUACGACCUGACGAAGAACCGCUGGUUCCCCGGACAGCUGAAGGGACCAAAGUCCGAGAAGAAGAAAAGGAGGCGAGGGCAGGGGGCAGAACACUCCCCCGCAACUUCGCCCGAGGGAUCUGGAGAAACCCUUCCUGGCCCUGUGGAGAUCGUAAAGGAGGUGGUGGCGGAAGACGGGACCGUCAUGACCAUUAAGGAGACAAUCUCAUGCCCCGCGGUGGAGCGGCAGAGCUCCGAAUCGGAAGGGGAAGAAGGGGACGCAACGGGAGACGAGGCCUCCGGCCCACAAGUGGAGCCGUGCCCCCGCUCAAACGCCAUGCUGGCGGUGAAGCACGGGGUGCUGUACGUCUACGGGGGGAUGUUUGAGGUGGGAGACCGCCAGUUCACGCUGAACGACCUCUACGCCCUCGACCUUCACAAGAUGGAAGAAUGGAAGGUGCUGGUGGAGAUGGACCCCAAAACACAAGAGUGGCUUGAAGAAUCGGAGUCUGAGGAGGGAGAAGACGCGGAGGGUGCUGAGGGAGGAGAGGAGGAGGAAGACGACAGCGAGGAGGAGGAGGGGAGUGACGAGGAAGACGAAGAAGACGAGGAGCAUCCGCCUCUCCAACAAGAUGAAAAGUAUGAAGACUAUCUCUCCAGGACGGAGCAGUACUGGGUGAAACUGGCCCGCCGGCACCUGGGGCCUGAUGCCAAAGAGAAGAAGGUGGUAAAAGUGGGCCACGCCAUGGCAAAGACUUUCUUUGAAGGGUCUGCAUAGAGGAGGACGGUGGGAACUGGGCAUGCGCUCAGAUCUGUGCAUGCAUCCAGGACCCAAGGCCAGCACUGUGCUUUCCUUCCCCUUUCACACAGCGGAAGACAGAAAUACGGAAGGGGGGGGGUGCCCUGGUCCUUGCGUGCCUGAUAACCGCCAGCAUGUCAUAGUUUGGAAGGCCUCUGAAGGGUGUGGUGGCCGUCCCAGAGCUGGUUUUCACAAAUGGCAAAACUGGAUGGUAAAAGUUUCUUUUUACUAGACUGCUGUUGCGGAGCAUGGUGCGUUUGAAUGCUUCUUUGGGUAUGUGUGUGGGGUGGCUCCACAGAAAACUAGUUUGCUAACUUUCUAAGUGCGGGGAAGAGUUGUUUCCCCCUCCCUGUGAAAAGAUCUUUGCAAUGCACGAUUUGGCACCCACAAUCCAAAGGGCACACUCCAAAGAAAACAGGAGCGUUAAUACGAUUCAGUUGCAGAGCGGGCUUUCGAGUCUGCAACAGCUUCAUUUGUGGGGCUUACACACACCACACCACACACACACACACCAGCUGGGCUUUCCCAGGACAGUGAGCAAGUAUGUGUGGGGAGAGCGUCUUCCUUAGUCUGGUGGGAAGUGGGGCAGAGAUGUGGGAGACAACUUGGAUGGAACUGGUGACUUUGAGGAACCGGGCCUUGAAGUCUGUGGUGAUUCUAGUGGGAAGCCAUUCGGAUAGCCCAGGUUUUAAAUGCAUGAGAACUUCUGGUGUUUUCUGCUUCCUCGGCCCAGGAGUCAAAGGAUUUCACAAAUAAAAGUUCCUUGCCUUCA